Asterias rubens (European starfish) is the source of this 3890-nucleotide messenger RNA. Its product is annotated as cysteine desulfurase, mitochondrial-like. Gene Ontology annotation, molecular function: cysteine desulfurase activity; pyridoxal phosphate binding. The transcript is spliced from 11 exons. The coding region runs from base 107 to 1459 and encodes 450 amino acids. The record is from RefSeq and is a predicted model, not a curated record. Gene Ontology annotation, cellular component: nucleus; cytosol; mitochondrion. Lineage: Eukaryota; Metazoa; Echinodermata; Asteroidea; Forcipulatida; Asteriidae. Gene Ontology annotation, biological process: [2Fe-2S] cluster assembly.
UCGUGUUUAUGUCGUCGUUCCAAUGUUGCAUAAACACCGAAGACAACUUCAGCAUUUCAACACAAAUCUUAUUUUUAUUUCGAACCAAACACCAUAUUAAGAAGUUAUGAUACCAGCUUUUUGCCGAAGCUCCGUGGGAGCAGUACGAAAUGUCGCUGGUGCUUCAAGACGAUACCUUUUGCAGCAAGCUUCGCCUGCUGCAGGCCUUGCAGUGCCAGAGAUGGUGACUGACACAGAGGAACCCUCUCCAGGGAGGGCGCUGUACAUGGACGCACAGUCAACUACUCCUUUGGAUCCCCGAGUUCUUGAUGCGAUGAUGCCUUACUCCUUGGCGUACUUUGGGAACCCUCACUCUAGGACCCAUUCCUAUGGCUGGGAGUGUGAGGAGGCCGUAGAGAAAGCCAGGGCUCAAGUUGCUCGUCUGAUUGGAGCAGAUACUCGAGAGAUCAUCUUCACAAGUGGUGCAACUGAAUCCAACAACAUCUCAGUAAAGGGUGUCUCCAGAUUCUACAAGUCUCGUAAGAAGCACGUCAUCACUACUCAGACAGAACAUAAGUGUGUCUUGGAUUCCUGUCGGGCUCUGGAGGCAGAAGGUUUUGAUGUGACCUACCUUCCUGUACAAACAAACGGCCUUCUGGAUCUGAAGGUUUUUGAGGAUGCUAUACGUCCAGACACAGUACUGACAAGUGUCAUGUUUGUUAACAAUGAGAUUGGAGUCAAGCAACCCAUAGCCGAGAUCGGAGCAAUCUGUCGUGCUAAGAAGAUCUUCUUACAUACAGACGCUGCCCAGGCAGUUGGCAAGAUCCCUGUAGAUGUCAAUACCAUGAACAUAGAUCUCAUGUCCAUCAGUGGACACAAAAUAUACGCCCCAAAAGGCAUUGGUGCAUUGUACGUCCGGCGCCGACCUCGUGUCCGCAUCGAAGCACUCCAGAGUGGUGGUGGCCAGGAGAGAGGGAUGCGUAGUGGAACUCUUCCAACACCCCUCAUAGUGGGCUUAGGGGAGGCGUGUGAAAUAUCGCAGAAUGACAUGGAGUACGAUCAUGCCCGCAUCUCGGCACUGGCAGACCGUCUCAUCACUAAGAUCAACAAGAGCCUGAAAGACGUCAUUCAAAACGGUGACCCAACGCAGAGAUACCCGGGCUGCGUAAACUUGUCCUUUGCUUACAUCGAGGGGGAAUCCCUCCUCAUGGCUUUGAAGAACAUUGCCCUGUCAUCGGGCAGCGCUUGUACGUCGGCGUCGCUGGAGCCCUCCUACGUCCUCAGGGCCAUCGGGGCGGAGGAAGAUCUUGCCCAUUCUUCCAUCAGGUUUGGUAUUGGACGCUUUACCACUGAGGCUGAGAUUGACUACACAGCGGAGCAGUGCAUUUCUAAAGCACAGAAACUGAGAGAUAUGAGUCCGUUGUGGGAGAUGGUUCAGGAAGGCAUCGACAUCAAGGAAAUUAAAUGGUCCCAGCAUUAAAAGUGCAUGGACACAAAAGGAUAAAGAGGAUGAUGAGUGCAGGUCGGGAAGUAAAUUGAAUUUUCUUUUGUUAAGCUUUUCAUGCUUGUAUUUAUAGAAGAGGGGUGGGGGGGGGGGUGGCCCAGGAGCAAAACAAAUGUCCAAAAAUACUUCAGUUUAUCCAUGUGGCUUGUAUUUAUAGAGGGGGGGGGGGGGUGCCAAGGAGCCACAUAAUGUCAACAAAUACUUCAGUUUAUCCAUAUGGCUUGUAUUUAUAGAGGGGGGGGGGUGCCAAGGAGCCACAUAAUGUCAACAAAUACUUCAGUUUAUCCAUAUGGCUUGUAUUUAUAGAGGGGGGGUGGUGCCAAGGAGCCUCAUAAUGUCAACAAAUACUUCAGUUUAUCCAUAUGGCUUGUAUUUACAGAAGAGGAGGGGGGGGGGGUGUCAAGGAGCCGCAUAAUGUCAAAAAAUACUUCAGUUUAUCCAUUUAUUAUGGCUUGUAUUUAUAGAGGGGGGGGUGCCAAGGAGCCACAUAAUGUCAACAAAUACUUCAGUUUAUCCAUAUGGAUUGUAUUUAUAGAGGGGGGGGGGUGCCAAGGAGCCACAUAAUGUCAACAAAUACUUCAGUUUAUCCAUAUGGCUUGUAUUUACAGAAGAGGGGGGGGGGGUGUCAAGGAGCCGCAUAAUGUCAAAAAAUACUUCAGUUUAUCCAUAUGGCUUUCGAGAGAGACUCUGCUAGUUAUGUCUGGCUAAUAACGUUUUUUUUUUGCAAGUUUAAUAUCAGAUGUGAGAGAGCAUUUUUAUUUCAUGUUUUUUUUCAUCAUGUUUGUACUGCUGAAUAUAUCUUGGUUUGGGCAUGUUGUGUAACCCAGUGAGCUAGUGGGCAUGUUUUCAUGUUGUAGGUCAGAAUAGGCUUUGGCCCCCAAUGGAUUAUGGUCCAACCUAACUAUGCUAGAAGUUUCAUGCUUUUCUCAAAAAGUGCACAAUUUUUUGCUACGCCGCUGCACUAAAUCAAUGAUCAGAAUUAUCUGAUUGGAUUGACUUUGUGGUAUUAGGGGGAUCAGGGACAGGCUGCUAGUCUGUGUGUCUUUAGGCACAGCACUUGGUCAUAAUGUGCUUCCCCUCACCUAGGUGUAUUGUUUGGAAAUUUACUCUUGACUAUCGAGAUUGAUAUAUCACUUUCUUGAUAUCUUUAGGCACAGCACUUGGUCAUAAUGUGCUUCCCCUCACCUAGGUGUAUUGUUGGGAAAUUUACUCUUGACUAUCGAGAUUGAUAUAUCACUUUCUUGAUAUCUUUAGGCACAGCACUUGGUCAUAAUGUGCUUCCCCUCACCUAGGUGUAUUGUUUGGAAAUUUACUCUUGACUAUCGAGAUUGAUAUAUCACUUUCUUGAUAUCUUUAGGCACAGCACUUGGUCAUAAUGUGCUUCUCCUCACCUAGGUGUAUUAUUGGGAAAUUUACUCUUGAGUAUCGAGAUUGAUUUAUAAUAUAUGCAACCACUUUCUUGAUAUCUUUAGGCACAGUACUUGGUCAUUAUGUGCUUCCCCUCACCUAGGUGUAUUGGUGGGAAAUUUACUCUUGUGUAUCGAGAUUGAAAUAUGCAAUCACCUUCUUGAUAUCUUUAGGCACAGCACUUGGUCAUAAUGUGCUUCUCCUCACCUAGGUGUAUUGUUGGGAAAUUUACUCUUGAGUAUCGAGAUUGAUAUAUCACUUUCUUGAUAUCUUUAGGCACAGCACUUGGUCAUAAUGUGCUUCCCCUCACCUAGGUGUAUUGUUGGGAAAUCUACUCUUGAGUAUCGAGAUUUAAAUAUAUGCAAUCACCUUCUUGAUAUCUUUAGGCACAGCACUUGGUCAUAAUGUGCUUCUCCUCACCUAGGUGUAUUGUUGGGAAAUUUACUCUUGAGUAUCGAGAUUGAUAUAUCACUUUCUUGAUAUCUUUAGGCACAGCACUUGGUCAUAAUGUGCCUCCCCUCACCUGUUAUUGUUUGGGGCGCAUACUCUUUGAGUGUCUAGAUUGAAAUAUGCAUUCACCAAUGGACAGCAACUGCAUGGCUGCUCAUUCAAAUGAAAGCUGGAUUGUUAAAUUAUACUCCGUACCUGAGUAUAAAGAUCAAUACACAAAGAGAUGUGGUCUAUAGAAAUAAAAUUUGAUUAUCAAUCUCAAAAUUAUUUUCACCAUUCUCAUAAAAUUAAAGAUAAAUACACAAAGAGUUGUUGUGAAUAGAAAUUAAAGUGCGUUGUCAUUCUCAUAAUCAUAAAAUAUUUAAUAUUGGCAGUGAAGAUUAUGCAUAAUGGAUUGAAUAUCAAAUUGUUGGCGAGGUCUGUUUAGUUUUUUUCUCAGUACAUGAAUGUUUCUAUAAAUAUUCUAUACAUUCCUCACAUCCUUAAAGACAGUGGACACUAUUGGUAAUUGUCCAAGACUAGUCUUCUCACUUGGUGUAUCUCAACAUAU